Messenger RNA from Peromyscus maniculatus bairdii (prairie deer mouse), 7458 nucleotides. RefSeq names its product Gfo/Idh/MocA-like oxidoreductase domain containing 1 (gene Gfod1). The record is from RefSeq and is a predicted model, not a curated record. Gene Ontology annotation, molecular function: nucleotide binding. Lineage: Eukaryota; Metazoa; Chordata; Mammalia; Rodentia; Cricetidae.
GGGCCAGGCGCUGCGCGCAUCGAGAGCCUCGGGCGGCGGAGACAGGGGCGGGGGCGACGCUCGCCGGCCAAUGGCGCGCGGCGCUACCGCAAGGGCGGUGCAGGAACCCCGGCCGCUGACAGUCAAAGUCGCCAACUCCGCCCUAGUACCCGCGGGAUCCCGGAGCCCGAGCCCGAGCGGGGCCGAGGCCGCCCAAGGCGCGCUGCGAGCGAGUGAAUAUGGCAGCAGAAUGAGGAGCCUGGCGCCGGGUGGUGGCCGCUGCUGCGGUGCUGCAGCUCGCGAUCGGCGCCUGGCACACCGCGAGCCGCAUUCUUAGUCGGCCUCCGGGUUAUUUCAUUCGGCACCAAGGACCGCGGAAAAAGGAGAUCCGCAGCCCAGAGAGGGUGGCGAAGCGGGAGCGCGAGCCGGGAGUGAGAUUCUGCGGGGAUGAGCCAGCCAUGGGGCGGCCUCGGCGGGGCGCACGGAGCCGGCCGGCGCUACAGCGGGACCGCUGCCUGAGCCCGGGCUCCACGGGACUUCGGGGCCUCGUGCGUCUUGGCGGAGUCCCCGCCGCUGUCUCCGGGAAGGACACGCUACUCGGGUGGCGGGCACUGCAGCGGUCACGGCGCUGAGGCUCCCGGAGCCUACAGGGUCUGUGGUUCGGUGCGCUGUCACGCCGCCGCACGCGGGCGCCUGGCCCGGGGCUCGGCGCCUGGCGCUGCACAGCGAGAUCGGCUGCAGGAGUCGGGGACUGCGGGACCGGCAGGAGAGGCGUGCGCGCGGGUGUUCGACUGGAGAUCCCGGCAGAAGCAGAGCCGGGCGGACCUGAGCAGCCAUGCUUCCCGGGGUGGGCGUGUUCGGUACCAGCCUCACGGCCCGAGUCAUCAUCCCGCUGCUGAAAGAUGAGGGCUUCGCGGUGAAGGCGCUGUGGGGCCGCACGCAGGAAGAAGCCGAGGAGCUGGCCAAGGAGAUGAGUGUUCCUUUCUACACUAGCCGCAUCGACGAGGUGCUGCUGCACCAGGAUGUAGACUUGGUGUGCAUCAACCUGCCGCCGCCGCUCACCAGGCAGAUCGCUGUCAAAACGCUGGGCAUAGGCAAGAAUGUCAUCUGUGACCGCACUGCGACGCCGCUGGACGCCUUCCGCAUGAUGUCAGCCGCCCACUACUACCCCAAACUCAUGAGCAUCAUGGGCAACGUGCUGCGCUUCCUGCCGGCCUUCGUGCGCAUGAAGCAGCUGAUAGAGGAGGGCUAUGUGGGCGAGCUGCUGGUGUGCGAGGUGCAGGUGCACAGCGGCAGUCUGCUGGGCAAGAAGUACAACUGGAGCUGCGACGACCUGAUGGGCGGUGGCGGCCUGCACUCCGUGGGCACCUACAUCAUCGACCUGCUGACCUUCCUCACUGGCCAGAAGGCCGUCAAGGUCCACGGGCUGCUCAAGACCUUUGUAAAGCAGACGGACCACAUCAAGGGUAUCCGUCAGAUCACCAGCGAUGACUUCUGCACCUUCCAGAUGGUGCUGGAGGGUGGAGUGUGCUGCACCGUGACCCUGAACUUCAACGUUCCUGGAGAGUUCAAGCAGGACGUGACUGUGGUGGGCUCCGCCGGGAGGCUUCUGGCAGUAGGCACUGACCUCUACGGGCAGCGCAAUAGCGCCCCAGAGCAGGAGCUGCUGCUGCAGGACACUACAUCCGUGAGCAAUUCCCUGCUGCCUGAGAAGGCGUUCAGCGACAUCCCCUCGCCCUACCUGCGGGGCACCAUGAAGAUGAUGCAGGCAGUACGCCAGGCCUUCCAGGAUCAGGAUGACCGGCGCACGUGGGACGGUCGGCCUCUUACCAUGGCUGCCACCUUCGACGACUGCCUGUAUGCUCUCUGCGUGGUAGACACCAUCAAGAGGUCCAGCCAGACUGGAGAGUGGCAGAACAUCGCCAUCAUGACCGAGGAGCCGGAGCUGAGCCCCGCCUACCUGAUCAGUGAGGCCAUGCGCAGAAGCAGGAUGUCCCUCUACUGUUAGCACUGGGACCUUGAUGGACUCGACCUGCUGCGUGGGGCCAGUUAGGGGGAAAUGCUCUGUGGAGAGGGUAGCCAUUGGUGGGGAUUGUGGGAAGGGCAGCGUGAAUGCACAGCGUAAGAAGGUGGUCCCCGUCCUCGGUAGAGGGCCCCUAAAUCCAAGGUGGUGGUGGGCCGACUUCAUAUUCAGGAGGGCGUGCCCUCCUGAUUGGGUAUCGGAUGAAAGGAAGGAGGUUUAACUAGCACCUUUGUACUCCAUUACUGUGAGAAGCAAGGAGGGCCUGCCCCCUGCCCUACCUCAUCCAUCCACAUAUCUUGGCCUUCUUUGCAAGCCAAGGCUGUGUAUCUGAUGACAAGCUCAGUGGGAGAUAGGCUCUCUGUCAGCGCCCUCCACUGGCAGGAGAGGGCACUUCAUUAAGUGUCUACAAAGGGUUUUUUUGGUGUUUUUGUUUUGUUUUUGGGUUUUGGUUUUUUUGGUGUAGAGGAGGUGGGUGGGGCUGGUGGAAAAACUUGUAAUUCCGGGAAGCCACUGUGUGUUUUACUUUAAGGAUCUGAAGGAAAAGUACUUGGUAGCAAAGUGCACAGCUUCUUUGAUUGCUUUGUGUCCCAGGAAGCAUUAGGGCCUAUCUAACUGGCUCACUGAUGUUCCCCUGGUACAGUGGGCUUCUGCAAUGGAGAGCAACUGAGGUGGUAAGCUGUACCUCUGAGGUGACCCAGACGACAGACAGGCUGCACAGAGCCACUUCAGAGCCCUCCCUCAGCAGGGGGUGGGACUAGUGUGAGAGGCAAUCCAGGGGGCCUGCCACGCUCUCUAGGCAACGCUAAGAAUGCUGCAGGUAGCGUGGGCUUGCCUGUCGCUGCCUGCCUGGGUCAGGACAGCUGCAUUCCUGGGUGUUGCAGUAUGAGCUCCCCAAAAGCAGAGAGCAUGAGCCCAGCUCCAGAGUUGCUAUAAGCCCAACUGCCAAGCUGAAGAAAGACACGGAGGAGGAAAGACAUGAGACAUCUGUGGGUUUAAACAGGAAGCCAUUCACUUCACUUCCACAGAAAACACUUUACCUUAAGAAGAGCCAUGGCUCUUUCCCUUCCUUCCCUUUGGCCUUGGCUUUCAGGAUUCUGACGGCCGGAAACUUUUGAGUGGGUAUUAAGACAAAAAGCCAACAGAGAACAUAUUUUCAGUGUUUCUAAAACGGGGCUCUAGAUCCCCAAGAGGGGUCUAUAUAGGUGGAGAAGGUUCACGCUGGGGAAAAAAAAUCUUUGCCUUCCUCUUCUUGUCUUUUUACCCUCCCUGUGAAACUAGAGAUGGACCAGUACUGGCUUAGAUGUCGGCAGAGACAAAGCCUGUCAUCACAUGGACACAUCUUUGCAAAUGUUUGCUGUCCUCAAAUAUGACUAAAACAGUCUUUAAAACUCGAGUCUGGUCUUAAAGAAGGGUCAAGACUGAAAAUAGGGAGUUCUCUUUUUCUCGGUUGGCUUUGCUAACCUUCCCUGGCAUGUGGUAGUUUUGAGCCUGGGUAUAGACUAGUUCCUGUAAGUAGUCUGCUUAGAAUCCAGGCAGUGCUCCUCCCUGGAGCCCUGGUAAUUCACAGGCACAGUCAUACUGGAGCCCACACACCAGUGGAAUGAUGGUCAUUUUCUAGCACGAAGGAGCGGGUGUUGCCUUGCUGGGAGCCCCUGUUCAACAUGGUAAAGGUAGCUGAUUGGUUGCCACCCCUUAUGGCCAGUGUUUCAGGUUUACAGCUCAGACCAAAACUGGCUAUCUGUGCACAGGGCCACAUCAUAGACUUUUUGGCUUUUUUGGUUCCUGCUCUCAUAAAUUGCUCUUUAGGAAAGUAAUUUUCCCUCUAACUACCCUGAAAAUCUGUGAUUAAGGAUGAAAUCAGGGACAUGGUAGACAACUCCAUGGAGUUCAUUUUUCCAAGUCAUUUACCUAAGUAGAUAUUCUUGUGAUUUCAAUUUUUCAAUUUUUUGUUUCUCCACUUCCCUCAUAUUUGAGGUUUUCCCUCUAGAGGCCUCUGAUCUCUGUGAUAAACCAUGCUGGGUCUAAAACCAAAACUUUCAUUUGAGGUUAGGGGCUGUAGAAAGAAUAUGUGUUCUUUGGAAGAAGCAUGAGAAAGUAGUGAGUGUACUGAAGUUGUAUCUACUGGAAUGCAUGUGGUAGAGGUAGAAACAGGAGGGGGAGGCAGUUCUUCGAAUGUAAAAAUGACAGCAGAUGGUUUGGAGGCCUUCUGUAGGGCUCCUUCGGCCCUUGGCUUCUCACGUGCAGAUUUCUGAUCGGCUGCAGCAAUGUGAGACCGGAAUCCAAGCUUUCGACAACAUUCUGCAAACUGACUUUGAUCUAAGUUCUGGCAAUAACCCAGCCACUUUCUAAUUUUUUUUUUUUUACAUGGUUUAAAGGCCUGGUGGAACAGAGACUGUUUGGGGCCUUUUCAUUCAUUUUCCCCUGGCCUUGCUUGUUCCCAUCAUUUUAUAUAUACAUUAUUUUAUAUAUGGCCUCUACAAAAGUCCAGAUUCCCAGAGAUUUUUAAAUAGGUAUACACAAGUGUUUGGGAAUGGCCCAGGUUCUGCAAACCUUGGAGUCUAGAACUCCUCUGUGGUCACUGUCAGUUCCACUAAGACUUCUCCCCUCCAUGGUAAAAAUUGCAUCAUGGGGUUCCUUCAAAGCAUCUUAGUCUCCUUGGUAGCACGUCCCAUAGUGUCAGGUCCUGUCAGCACUCAAGGUGGCUUACCUGGCUUACCCACCGAACGCAGAGUGUUGUAGGUGCAUCAUCUUAUUAUCUAUAAAAUUAGUAUUGGGUACUGUCUCAUUCCCCUGUGUACAUACGAAGAUGUAACCCGCCCAAAGCCACACACGGAGUGAGCAAGCCACAAUUUGUACUUUCCUUGUUCUUGUCAGGAAAAGCAUUCCUCCUGAAGCCCUGUAGGGGGCGUGCUCCCACCCCAAGGAGCCACUGUAAGAAGAGAGGGCUGAAAGCCACAGCACUCUUCUUGUUGAGUAAGAUGCAAAAUUUGAUGUCCUGCCAGCAGGUUGGCAACUGAAGCUGCCUACAGAAGCAGCUGGGUUUUCUUCCCCUUCCCAAGUGGAAAUGUCACUCGGCUUCUUUUGAGGUGGAUUUCCUCUGUUGAGCUUUAAGUGUAGAUGACUCAACAACCCUCAGCUCUGGGGACUUUCUAAGCAUUGUUGGCUAUGAUAGAUGGCCUUGGAUUUUGCUGCUGAGGCCGAAGUAUAACAUAGGAAGACAUCUUUUCACAGGAAGGGGGGGGGGGGUCUGGGGUUUGUUUGGGACCUGGGUUGUAGCUGUACCAUUCAUUGUUGCAUCAAACGCUUUCUUCAUCUUGUACAGUGACUGUAGCCAUUGAACUUGACCUGUGGUUAUAAAUUAGGUUUCUGACCUGGUCUCCUUUUCCAGUGGGUACUGCAGGAAAUAAGCUUUGUUAAGGAUGCCCUGAGGAGAAAGUCAACCCAAUAGCACAUGAGAGGAUUUCAGAGUGGCAUCUCUAAGAUUCUUCCUUUGAUAGUCAAGAGAGGAAUAUAAUGGCCAUUCUUUAAUGGUAGAUCUGGGGUUGGGAAGCCCAUUUCCUGAUUCUCAGUUUCUUCCUAACUUCACCAACCACACAGGGAAGGAAGGCUCAUCCAGGUGAUCAGUCUGGGUAGGAAAUAGGCCAGAAGGAGAACACAGACCCGCACUGAACAGUAUUCACUAAGCUGUGACAGGUAAACCCUUAUUUUACAAACAUGUUACAAGACUAUGUGUAUGUUAGGGACAGAACCCAAGGCUUUGUGAAUGCUAGGCAAGCUCUCUACCACUCAGCCACACCUCCAGCCUCAAUUGUGUCUUCAAAGUACUCAGAAAACUUGUGACUAUAGCAGAAGGGUUAUCUCUAAUUUGCACCUUUAUGGAGGUGAGGGGACAUAGAUUCAGAUGUUCACCUUGAGGAGGACUUGAGGCCUGAUGCAGGAUACAGAUUCUGACUCUGACUACCCUAUGACUCUUGCUCCAUCCACUGGUGACUUCCUUCGUCCACCAAACCCCUGGAGUUUGCAGAACAGGGUGAUAACACUGGGGAACUUGGGGGAAAAUAGCACCUGUCUGACCAUCCCCUUUGCUUCCUUUGGACAAGGGGGCGGGGCGGGGGUGAAGAAGGUUACGGUCCAGAGUCUGCCGUAUGGCUCCAGGGUCUUCUCUGGUACUUGUGUUGUUCCAGUGGCCGCCCUGGUCAGUGUCUGGCAGGUGGAUCAUGCUCUGAGUUUAGCUGGGGCUUCCAGAACUUCUCCGCAGAGCUGUUACACCCUCUCAUACUUCUCUAAGAGUGAGAGGCUCGUGGUCUCCUCGGAGUUUGGCAAUCUGAAUGCAUCCGUAAAGAGGAGGUAGCCAACCCAACUGGCCUUUUCUUCCCUGCAUCAGGGUCCUUAUUUGCUGGAGCCCUUGAGGGCCAAAGAAGCCUCUGGCUCUCUUCCAGGCUACUGACAUGUUGCACUACUGAAUCCUCUCAAAUCUGCUGCAGCCUUUUGUUUACACCAGCAGAGAACAGAGUGACGAAAAGAACAUUCUAGUUGAAAUGCUUGAUGCUUAGUGCAAAGCUCGCCUGGGUCAGUGGAGCAGGGAAGUCAUCCUGGCCACGGAGUCACCAUGUCUCUGUUGUCUCCUGUGCCCUGUCCAGCUCUCUGCUGUCCCCUGCAGCCACCAUAAGGGCUAGGCUGUUCAACGAGCCCCAUGGCUUCUAAGAAAUGCAGUGUGGCUUAUUUGUAGUGCCGAGUGACAUCCCAGGCAAAGAACAAAAGCCUGUGACCUGCCCUGCCCCUUUAUUCUGCCCUGCCCCUUGUUUAGGGGAGGGAGAACUUUCUAGCAAUUACGGCUUUGUUUGCUGCCUGGUGCUUUUACAGUAUGUCAUUUGUUUUCAUUUCCUUUUUUAAAACCAAAAUUGCAUUGGUUUGGCUGUCAUUGUCAAGUGUAUAUUUAUUGUUUUACAGAUGUGAGUAUAUAUGUAUGUAUAUGUAUAAAACCAAACUUAUAUAUAAAAAGUCAAGGCAUGUACACUAGAUAUUUUAAAGUUAUUUAUCAAAGGGAAAAGAUGUGUGUUAUAAAGUAAAACAGAGUCUAUAUUUUAUAUAUAAUGUAGAUAGCAAAAGAUAGCUUAUAAAUUAUAGAAGGUUUUACUUUUUGUUUUCUAUUAUUAAACAAAAAAAGAAAGAAUUUUAAAAGGUAUUUAAAAGAGAGAGGGGAACAAAUGCAAUAGUGCUUAGUGCUUUUGAGGCAAACCGCUAGGGAGUGGGAGGUGGCUCGCCCUCCCUCUGCAGUUCCAGGCUGAGUGGAUGGUACCCACGGUGCCUUGCGAUGCUCUGGGCCAGGGCAGGCAUGCUCAGCCAGCUGUCUGGGCUGCUGCGGCAUUGUUUCCAGCUGCUGAGUGGCUUUGAUGGGAUGAGCAUUGGUGGGAAAAGGAUGGAUAUGGCAAAUAAAGUCUUCAAAGAAGAGGUGA